GCCGCCCAAUGAGCGCGGCGGGCCGGCGCGGCGCGGCGGCAGGAGGAAGCGGCGCGGCCGCGGCUCGGGGCCAUGCGGCCGGCGGCGGCGGCGGCGGGCGGCGACAGCGGCAGCAGCAGCACCGGCCCCGGCAGCACUGGCCCCGGGCUGCUGCUGCUGCUGCCGCUGGCGCUGCUGCCGCUGGCGCUGGUGGUGCGGCAGCUGCUGAAGCAGCGGCGGCCGCCCGGCUUCCCGCCCGGCCCCGCGGGGCUGCCGCUCAUCGGCAACAUCCACGCGCUGGGCGCGGAGCAGCCGCACGUCUACAUGCGGCGGCAGAGCCAGAUCCACGGAUUUUCAGUCUUGAUCUUGGAGGUAUAUCUGCUAUUGUACUGAAUGGCUAUGAUGCAGUAAAAGAAUGCCUUGUCCAUCAAAGUGAAAUUUUUGCAGAUAGACCAUCUCUUCCUUUGUUUAAGAAGCUGACAAACAUGGGAGGCUUACUGAACAGUAAAUAUGGCAGAGGAUGGACAGAACAUCGCAAAUUAGCCGUAAAUACCUUUCGAAUUUUUGGAUAUGGUCAAAGGUCCUUUGAACACAAAAUUUCAGAAGAAUCGAUGUUUUUUCUUGAUGCCAUUGAUACAUACAAAGGCAAACCAUUUGAUCUCAAGCACUUGAUAACAAAUGCCGUUUCAAAUAUUACUAACUUGAUUAUUUUCGGAGAACGUUUUACAUAUGAAGAUACUGAAUUUCAGCACAUGAUUGAGAUUUUUAGUGAAAAUGUUGAAUUAGCUGCUAGUGCUUCUGUAUUUUUAUAUAAUGCUUUUCCUUGGAUUGGUAUCUUGCCAUUUGGGAAACACCAGCAGCUGUUUAAAAAUGCAGCAGAAGUCUAUGACUUUCUUCGUGAUCUUAUUGAACGUGUCUCUGAAAAUAGGAAGCCUCAGUCACCUCGACAUUUUGUAGAUGCAUAUUUAGAUGAGAUGGAUUGCAAUGAAAACGAUCCAGAAUCUACAUAUUCAACAGAAAACUUAAUUUUCUCUGUUGGAGAACUCAUCAUAGCUGGGACAGAAACCACAACAAAUGUUUUAAGAUGGGCAGUGUUAUUUAUGGCUCUAUAUCCAAACAUUCAAGGACAAGUUCAAAAAGAAAUCGAUUUAGUCGUCGGCCCAAACAAAAUGCCCACUUUAGAAGAGAAAUGCAAAAUGCCGUACACUGAGGCAGUUCUGCAUGAAGUUCUAAGAUUCUGUAAUAUAGUUCCACUAGGUAUUUUUCAUGCAACUUCUAAAGAUACUGUUGUGCGUGGUUAUUCCAUUCCUGAAGGCACUACAGUCAUAACAAACCUCUACUCUGUUCAUUUUGAUGAAAAAUACUGGAGCAACCCAGAAGUGUUUUUUCCUGAGAGGUUUUUGGACAGCAGUGGGCAGUUUGUCAAGAAAGAUGCAUUAGUUCCUUUUUCACUAGGAAGACGACACUGUCUUGGAGAACAACUAGCCCGAAUGGAAAUGUUUCUGUUUUUCACUUCAUUACUUCAACGAUUUCACCUGCGUUUUCCUCAUGGUUUGAUUCCAGAUCUCAAACCAAGAUUAGCAAAAGAGAAGGAUCAAAUGAAGCUGACACCAUUCCACUUAUAUAAAUGCCUAAUGACGGAACAAUGCUGCAGGUCCAAUUUAAAUUGCUUUCUGUCUGCUGGCAGUCAGACUCGCGCGUCCCACAGAGUAUCUCAACCCCCUGGUUCUGGCUGCGCUGAAGAAGGUAUGCUGGCUGCUGCUCUUGCUGAAGGACUGCCUUCCGGUAGAGAACAGACAAGACUCAAAAAGGAGAGGAAGGGUGCAACUCCGAAAGCUGUGCCCUGGGCACUCCGUAAAAAGCUGCGAAAGAACCACUCCUAGGAGUGGGGCAGACAGUGGGGCGUAGGAGUGAGACAGCUGCUGAGGUUCUCAGUGCUAUCAGGGGUGCGACUCUGCUGGACACCUGCAUAAGCCGAUGUCGGGGGCUUGUGGAAUAUUAAUGUAAAAACUGUGGAAUCUACAGAAAUUGGGUGCCUUCAGCGUGCACUUCUUCCCAUAUCCCACCUUGUAUUCUUAGAUUGCACAGCCAGAACUUUGUAAGUACCUAGGUUUGCCACCUGGGUAACAAGAGACAUGUUUGAAAUAAAUCUCAAUUAAAGGGGAGAAGACAAAAAAAUAGAGAAAUCCAAGAACCUAUUCUUGUAGGGCUACACACAAAAUACACCUGACUAGUGAUAAUUCUAUUUUGCUGAUGUAUAUUGAGAUAUAACUCUUCCCAAUCUUUAAUUCUUCUAAUGAGAACUAUAUUGAUUAUAUGUCGUUCUGGUUUCUAAAUCAAAAUGCAUUAUAAAAGCCUUAGAAUAUCAAUCCAAACUUUUACCAUUUUAUGGCAACUUACAGUCUCAUUAAGCAAUGAAAUACACUUGACAAACUGUCUUUUCUGUAAGCCUAUAUCAACCUGAGUUAUAUUAUACAAGUUUCAUUCUG
Dromaius novaehollandiae (emu) is the source of this 2468-nucleotide messenger RNA. RefSeq names its product vitamin D 25-hydroxylase. Gene Ontology annotation, cellular component: intracellular membrane-bounded organelle; cytoplasm. Gene Ontology annotation, biological process: xenobiotic metabolic process. The record is from RefSeq and is a predicted model, not a curated record. Lineage: Eukaryota; Metazoa; Chordata; Aves; Casuariiformes; Dromaiidae. Gene Ontology annotation, molecular function: iron ion binding; oxidoreductase activity, acting on paired donors, with incorporation or reduction of molecular oxygen, reduced flavin or flavoprotein as one donor, and incorporation of one atom of oxygen; heme binding. The transcript is spliced from 6 exons. Bases 9 to 1862 code for a protein of 617 amino acids.